AUGUUUCCAUCUAAAGACAUGGUGGACUUUAUGGGAGACGUAAAUAAACUUUUCCCAAGAACUAGGAGCAAUGAUGGAGAUUCGCCAUUUUACACAUCACCUUUCCAAGCUACAGGCAAUAGAUCAUCUAGUUCUACAGAUUCCUUUUCCCCCGAGUCUUACUUUGAUUUCUUCAGACAUACAGACAUAAGGCCUGAAACACCUAGAAAUAUAUUAGAUACAAGGUCCUUUGAAUCACCGAAUGUAUCUCAGUAUGAUACAAAUGUUUUUGACAAAACUUUUGAUAAUUUUCAAUUGGAUGUCCAAGCACCUGAUUUUGUUCCUUUUUUUGAAUCUCCAAUUCCUAAUCUAAACAUUCAGACACGACACCAAAGACCUAUAGUGGGCCGCAAGAUACUUGGAUCUCAAGCUAAAACAGAGCCCAUUAAAGAUGCAAUGGAAAAUGUUUGGCGAGCACAAGAAAACCAAAAAAACUAUGAAUUGUUUCCAUCAGAAAAUAAAGGAUAUGAAUUUCGUACUCCAGUUAAAACCAAUUCUUAUAGCCUUCAAACUAGUGUAUCACCACAAAACACUAAUAUAUACAAUCGCAGACCAAGUUACAGUUCGGAAAAUCCAAAAUUCAAGCCAUUCAUUCCUGUAUCUACAGCAUCUUCAUCUAGAGAAGAUUAUGGUUCUAAAAUGUGUACAUUUUGUCGCAAAAAUGGCGAAACUCCAAUGGUUUUUAUGACACAUUGUGUAAAAGAGAAAAUUGGAAACAGACACAUCGUAACUUGUCCUAUAUUACGAUCACACAAAUGCAAAACCUGUGGGGCCUCUGGUGAUGAUGCACAUACCUUAACCUACUGUCCAAUACUAAGAAGCACAAACAAUGGUAAGCCACUACAGUCCACAACAAUAACACUUAAGAAUACUCGCAUCAAAAGCAAUGGUCGGAGAAGGUAC
This is a messenger RNA of Brenthis ino (lesser marbled fritillary), 942 nucleotides long. Lineage: Eukaryota; Metazoa; Arthropoda; Insecta; Lepidoptera; Nymphalidae. The record is from the annotation of a GenBank genome assembly.